CGAGCUAGUCGAGGUCCUUAUUUGGAUCGCAGAUGCUUGGCGCAUUACGACGCUGACUUGCGUGGCCCCUGCCGAUGCGAAAUGUCUUUCUGCGCGCAUGUCGCCGUCAGCAGCGUCCAACGCGCACCACAUAUCUUUCUGCCCUCGGUGCUUCUUGACCACGCCCGCGUUCUUCUGCUUCUUCGUCCUCGCGCCGACUCGCAUCGCAGGCUCGCCCGACCCGAGCGACUCUGUGCCUGUUCGUGCGGUGAAUCAGGCAGUCUCGUGUGGCGGAGCGUGCGAGGCUUAGUCGUUCUCGCAGACGCAGGCAAAGGCUUGGCGGGACGCGCAAGCAUCCGCAUCUCAUCCCCACUGUCGCCCGAAGACCAGCACACCCAAGUCACCGUACGCCCGUCUCCCUUAUCCCUCCCUCUUCUCGCACUGUUGCCCAACCCACUCCUCAAAAACAAUCCACCCCCGACCUCUGGAUUGCCGUCGCCGCCUUCGUCUUCGCCAUCUGCACAGGCGCUUCGCUUCCUUUGUCAGCAGGGGCUGCACCUGUCUUGGGACGACAGCCUGCUGAGACGCGACCGAUCUCAGCUGUCGAUCACAGAUCUCUUCGAACCUUCCGUCCCCCCCCCCGCUUCUCCAGCAACGCGACUGCGCUGGCGACGCCAGUUCACACCUUCGUGGAUCUCCUCUCCAAGCCAUGGCGAAUCCUGCCAAUCCGGAUCGGGGCGCUUCGUCGUCCCGCAACAUCUUCGACGGUCAGGCCUGUCGGGAGCUCACAAAUCAGUUUCGCCAGAUCCUCAGUACAAAGCGGAUGAAUGCGCUGAGCUCACAGUCGUCCUUGUUACGGACCGGAUCGCAAUCGGCGCGGCAUCGAGACUACAGCUCACCGCUGCCCGCCGAUGACAGAGGCAGCACUCCGACGCGGUCCUCCUCUCUUCGAAAUAUACCGCUCAUCCCACAGCCACCAACAGAUUCGCGAUCAAUAAGGUUUCGCAAUAUGCUGCACACGCUAUCGAGCAUGCCGUGCAAAUGGGAAAACCCCGGCUUAUUGGACGAGGCGUUAAAGCACGUGCCGCUGCAGCAAAUUUACAACGAGGCGGAGGAAGAAAGCCAGAUUAUGGAAGCCGAAGCCCAGAGUCUGGGCCCUGACAAGAAGGCAGCAUGGGGCUAUCAGGACUGCGUGAUUCGUGCGCUCAUGCGGUGGUUUAAGAACUCCUUCUUCUCGUGGGUAAACAACCCACCAUGUCAGCACUGCGGCUAUCCGACCGUCGGCGUCGGAAUGGCUGCGCCAACUCCAGAUGAGCGAGCGGGAGGCGCUAAUCAGGUGGAGCUGUACAAGUGCUCCUUCGAGGCGUGCGGCUCCUUCGAGCGCUUCCCCCGUUAUACCGAUGCGUUUGUUCUUCUCCAGACUCGAAAAGGCCGAGUCGGCGAAUGGGCGAAUUGCUUCGGCAUGCUCUGCCGAGCCAUGGGCGCGAGGGUGCGGUGGAUAUGGAACUCGGAGGACCACGUUUGGCUUGAGAUCUACUCUGUGCACCGCAAACGAUGGGUGUCAGUCGACGUCUGCGAGCAAGCGUGGGACAAACCCUGGCUAUACACGUCGGGCUGGCAGCGAAAGCUUGCAUAUUGCAUCGCCUUCUCGGCGGACGGCUGCAUGGACGUGACGCGACGUUACGUGCGCAACUUUUCCAAAUGGGGAGCUGAGCGAAGUCGCGCGCCGGAGGCGGUCCUGCUUUACAUUCUCGACGAGAUCCGUGCCCUACGACGGAAGGACUUGGCCAAGCAGGAGAAGUUCAAGCUCGAGGGCGAGGACAUGAAGGAGUAUCGCGAGCUACAGGGCUAUGUCGCGGGCGCCAUCGCGCAAGAAAUUUGCAAAAUCAUUCCAGAGCAGUUGUACAAUGCCCAAGCGCAACCGAUCCCUCCCAGGCGGCAAGCACCCAAGCCGGAUGCGGACCAGCAGAAGGCAGAAGAGGCGCGGCAGGAAGCCGAGAGGAAUUUGGCGAACAGAGCGGCACUGAAUGCGGCCAGACGCUCCCCUAACCCGCAUAAUCCGGAGCAACCACCGCAACGAUGAGCAAGGACUCAUCCAUUAGUUGCAUAGAGGUCAACUACCACACUCCUGCCCUCGUGGAUUCUUCCAUCCCGACCGUUCUCCUUUUUUUGUGCACACACACACAGAGGAAGAAGGGAUAUGGCAUGUGCAUGCAUGCAUGCAUACAUUCAGAGCGGGACCAUCAGGCAGCGCGCGACGACCCAGAGGAGGAUGAGACUCACUGGGCAUACAGAAAUCGACCCUGCCGAGCUCGUUGAUUCGAACCGCACACGUCCUCCUUUUCAGGAUAACAACUACCGUCUUCUUUGUCACAAACGGGAUAUUGGGGCUCCUUCAGCACGAGCGAGAGCAUUGUACCAACAGAAUAUCAUUGCAUCCGACGGCGUUUUUCUUUGCUAGCCUUUUCUUGUUGUCCAUUCGAUUUCCAUUCCUCACGCAUGGAACGCUUACUCUCUCCGAGAAGUUUCGUCACAGUACAUUUAGCAGGCAAGCACUGGCGGCACUUAUUCUUCCACUUUUGUUUCUAGUCCUCAAUCCUCUGCUCAUAUACUUUCAGAGGGGCGUUUUUCAUUGCGUGUAUGUUAUUACAUAUCAAGAGAGGGAAACAUUGGGAAUGCUCGACAUAAGAAAAUUCAUAAAGGAUAUGGGUCGACGUUGGGUGAACGACGAGCAUGACGCAAGAUGUUUGCAUACAAGGAAUGAACGAAGUACAGACUAUUUCUCUAC
Molecule: messenger RNA, 2767 nt
Organism: Verruconis gallopava
Lineage: Eukaryota; Fungi; Ascomycota; Dothideomycetes; Venturiales; Sympoventuriaceae
Exons: 1
Coding region: 689-2062 (457 amino acids)
Biological process (GO): protein deglycosylation; protein quality control for misfolded or incompletely synthesized proteins; glycoprotein catabolic process
Cellular component (GO): cytosol; nucleus
Molecular function (GO): peptide-N4-(N-acetyl-beta-glucosaminyl)asparagine amidase activity
Source: RefSeq, a predicted model, not a curated record